AACGUCCGUUAUGCCACCUGAAUGGUUUGAGAAUAGAUGUUUCUUCCCUGCCUUGCAAAAGAUAAAUUUCAAUGGUAAUGUCCUUACAAAGGUCACCUUUUUGUGUAUGAAACUGGUUUCCAUUGGAUUUUUAUGACCCAUUACUUCGACGUUUAUCCGCUUUGAAUUUAUAUUUUAUUCUUUGAGAAACAGUCCUGCAAAGGUUUGGGCUAAGUAAGUGGAUUGGAUGUAAAAAGUCUUAAUGUUUUAUGUGAAACAGAAUUAGGACGAAGCUUCAGCCCGCGGAACUCGCGCAUGCGCAAUCCAGCUUUAGUGAAGAUAAUGACGGCCAUUUGGCUUUGUUGAAAAAAUUACGGUAAAUUCCAGCAAAAUAUCGUCUUUGACAGAUAUGCAUUAGUAACCCCCUGUCGUGUAUCUGGUUUUUGCCGUUUUCAGUUAUUGGGCUACAAAGACCAGCAACAUGAAUGGUGAAUCAGCUAACAAGUUCAUCUCUGCUUUGGUGAAGUCACUUCAGACUCUGUGCCAGGGUUAUGUGGAGUUCAAUGAUGGGAUAGAAAUAAUCGGACAUUUAUACCUGAACAUUGAUAGUGGGUCUAGUUUUGACUACAUAGUGAAAGAAAAGGUUUGCAAAAAUGCUGAAAAUUCCACUAUAUUUGUGAGCAAAAGUUAUGCUGCUCAGACACCACCUGAUGAAGUGAUAACUCGGAGAGAUAAAGGUCAGUCAAUGGGCAAUGACCAAGGAGCAGACUUUGAGGAUGCAUCGAUGUCUCCUACCGCAGGCACAUCUCGGUUGCAAUCAGCUAUCACAAGCAUCAGCAAUGUUUUGUCUGGGGCCCAGGAUAAUCAGAAGUCUCGCCAUAUGUCCCUAGACCACUCCCACCUUCCAUCAGCACAUUCUAUUAAGAGAAAAAGAGAGCACAAUGGUAAUUAUAGCGGAAUGCAUCCUCCAUACAAGUACACCACUCUACAAUCUUCAUCAUCAUCUUCAGCCUAUUUCAACAGUGCACCAUCAAAACAAGCAGCAGACAGAAACCAUUCUGAACAAUUCAGCAGUUCAUCCCAUGCUGAGUUUUUCGGUGGUGACAGCAACCAAAGCUCAGAUCCUUCUUCUAGUCAGUCUAAUCUUCAUGACAAUUCUUCAGUGGGUGGAGGCUCAAUUGGUUAUCCAAAUUCUGAUGCUCCACCCCAGCAAUUUACUAGUGGAACAGCUGGAGAUCUAGGGGCUCUGAGUCAGUCUUUUCAAGAUCCUUCUCAACUGGACAUGGGUCAGCAUCAUAUUCAAGGACCACCAAAUCCACGAACCUUGCGGGCUCUGCAUGCAGACUCCGAGCACCUCGUCCGUACAUCCCCGGUCUCCUCCCCUGCUGACUUGAUACAGGAUGAUUUCGAAAUGUCGGCAGGGGUGUCUGCUGGUGCUAAGGAUGAUCCCUUUAUCCACACUGCCAGGCAGACAAAAUGGGCAGUCGCUCGAGCCAGAGAAUGGCUGACUAACCAUGGUAUGAGCCCAGAAUUUGAGAUAUUCACGGAGACACAGCUGAACCAGAUGAUGGCAGGCUUCUAUACAACUGGACAGAAAAAAGGUGGAGCUCCUUUUUCUGCCACAGCUCUGCUGGCAUUUCGAACAGCCGUGAACAGACACUUAAAUAAGUGUGGGCGUCAAAUCAGCCUUGCGACAUCACAUGCUUUUAAAGAAUCAAAUGCUGUCCUGGCCAGAAUUCAGUCAACGUCGGUCAGAAUAAGUAAGACUAUUUCUGUGGGUGACAUUAAAUUGUUGUACUCCAAUGGUACCUUGUCUAACUCAAACCCUCAGUCCUUGCUUCAUAAAGUUUGGUUCGAGCUUCAGAUUCAUUUUCGAGCUAAGAUUGACUGGAGUCAAGUGAGCGCUGAACAGUUCUUUUUUUCACAUGAUCCCUUGGGUCGUGUGGUAGUCACAUGGAACACACGAGGCUACGGCAACUGUAAUGAAGUGACUAUGAUAGAACCCAAUGGAGGCCCUUAUUGCCCUGUUCAGUCUCUUCGUCUCUACCUGCAACACCGUAACCGGAGCCACAAGGCCUUUCUGCAAGUACCUGUUGCUCGGCUGGACAGUCCGUCAUCUGCCUGGUAUCUGCCUGAAGAAGUCCGUGACCACAAGGAGAAGCAGAUGAUGAAAAAGAUCUCUGCCCUGGGCAAGCUGAGCCAGAUAUACACCAACGCCUGUGUGCUGGCCAGCUUUGAGGAGCACUUUCAAGCAAUCUCUAGCUUCAAGCCUGUGUGAUUUCUCUUUUCAGUGUUAGCUGAUGUCUCUGUGCCAAAAAGCCCAUAAUAAUGUGAUCCCAGAUGGAAGUAUAUGUUAAAAAUGUUUUAAUAUUUAAGACAAACUUGGAUUUCCCAUAGUACUGUGCUUGUACUUGUUUUUCUGUGUUGUCUGGAUAAACUUCAGAGGUAGUAGAUAAAGGUUUUUUUUCUCUCCACAAACUGCAACUGAGUUUACCUUCCUCAGUUUUUUUUUUUUAUUACUUUUGCUAAAGAUUUUGAAAGGAAAAAUUAUUUAUUGACUUUAUAUUGAUACAGUGAUGUCCUCUUAACAGCAACACAGACAAGAGCAACGUCCACCUCACAGCAACUUUAGCUUGUGUAUCGUAACUUAUCCUAUAUAAAAAAAUCCCGAUUUAAGAGCAACCUUUUCCUCUAACAGCAACCUUCUAUGCUUUAAGUUAACGAAAAUCAUUUAAUGAAGAUUCAAAAACUUUAAACAGCGACACUGGCCUAUAAUUUCAGUGCUCCUCAAAACAACUGGGCGGGCCAAAAUUUCAUGAUGCUGAGUACAGGAGUUAAGUUCAGUUCACGCCCUCUCACCAGGAGCUAAGAACAGGCACGAGCCAAGAAAAGUACCCGUUUCUCGCGAGAACGGCCCUUCCCGUCACUUCCCGGCCACUAAACUACUGGCCGGUUCCGAGAAGUCAUACCACUUAUUGGCUUGACAUAACGAGAAAAUGAGAGGUGCCGACAGAAAGAGAAAUGACACGCAGACAGUGUCACCCAUCACCGUGUCGUCGUGUGUCUGAAACUGAAAGGGAGGGGAGAGGGUGGCUUGGCGAGUUGAUCAGGGCUUAGGCCUAGGCCAAGGACCUUACUGUGUAACCUCCGUGGCCUAGGCCUAGGUCUCCCUACCUUUCUUCACCGCCUGCGCCACAUGGCUAGCCUAGUUUAGAUCCCAGCCACGGCCGGCUUUCUCGCUCAACGAGCUGCUCGUCCAACUGCGAGAGACGAGAAGCACUUCUUGGGACCGCCCGACGAGAAAUGGAUUAGCUUCCCGAUCUGCUCGCUCGCGAAGAAAAAAUACUAUAUGUUAUAUCGUGGGUUUGGGUUAUCAUAACUUUGAAGUUUAGAAGCCCUUUUCCCCCACCCAUGGAAGUUCAGGGAGCAGCAACGUCCGCCUAAUAGUAGGUACCACAAGCGAAAUUUUUUUGGAACAAUAUUGACGUUUAAACCUCAGGGGUUCAAAUCUACUCUAUGAAACAAGAACAUUAAAAAAAAGAAUUAUCAAAAUCCAUCAAUAAACAAUGGAGAUAUGGUAUUUCAAAGUUUUAUUUUUGAACGAAACCUUUUCAACUGCGACUUUCACCCAUGUUUGAGGUGUUCUAAAAUACAAAGUGCAUGAUGAAAUCAAUGAAAAGUUUGUUUUUCCCAGAGCUGUCAACACAAAUAUUGAUAUCUCUAAAUCAAAGCAUGUUAGAAUGACUGGCUUCCAAGAUAUAGGCCUUCAAAAAUUGGGGGAAAAUGCCAAAAUUUGUCAUUAAGAGCUCAGAACCCUAUUUUAACCUCUUCCAAAUUAGUCAAAACUGCCUCCUCAUUAGUGAAAAUCACACAAUCAUUACAAAUACAUGCAUAGACUUAGCUGAAUUUUUUUCAGACCUCUCUGACCAUAAGUAAAUUUUCUGGACUCCUCUGAAGUGGGCUUCGGUGCAAAAAACGCCUCUUGGAAAAAAAUUAGGGGAACUCUGGUACAUCCUCGGGCAAAAAGCAUCACAACAAGUGAACAAAUUAAGCUACAGGGCUAAAUCGUACAUCAAAUUAAAGCUCAAUGCAAGCUCUACGGGGCCAAAUGAAAAUUGUUUACUAAAACCUCUCAUAACACUCCAUAAUAGGGCCCUAAUGCCCAAAAACCUGCCAUUAUUGAGUGAAAAUUAUAAACGUCUGCCGACUGGAAAAAAAAAUCAUAUAAAAUCAACAAAUUGUGCUACAAGGCUGCAUUAUAUAUCAAACUAAAGCUCUUUUCAGGCUCUGUACAAUGGAUUAGUUUAUAGAAAGAAAAAAAA
Aplysia californica (California sea hare) is the source of this 4301-nucleotide messenger RNA. RefSeq lists its product as uncharacterized. Lineage: Eukaryota; Metazoa; Mollusca; Gastropoda; Aplysiida; Aplysiidae. Bases 461 to 2257 code for a protein of 598 amino acids. The record is from RefSeq and is a predicted model, not a curated record. The transcript has 5 exons.